GGGAAGUUGCUGAAGUUGGGUGAGCCGCCCGGGCCUCGCCGCCGCCUUCUGCUCCUCUUCCUUCUCUUUCUCCUCCGCCGCCCCGAGCGUGUCGGCGCCCGCUCCCGUCCUCGCCGCGGCCGCUCGCCGUGCAUGAUGGAAACACCAUGGCUUCGGCGGCCCAGCUCUCCCUGACCCAGUUGUCAAGUGGGAACCCAGUCUAUGAAAAAUUCUAUCGACAGGUGGACUCAAACAAUGUUGGAAGGGUGCUGGCGUCUGAUGCUGCAGCUUUUCUGAAAAAAUCGGGUCUUCCAGACUUGAUCCUUGGAAAGAUCUGGGACUUGGCAGAUACAGAUGGCAAAGGUAUCCUGAACAAGCAGGAGUUCUUUGUUGCUUUGAGACUCGUGGCCUGUGCACAAAAUGGACUGGAUGUUUCCCUAAGUAGCCUUCACUUGGCCGUCCCUCCACCUCGAUUUCGUGAUUCAAGCAGCCCAUUGCUACUCAGUGGACCAGCAUCAACAGAGCUCCCGUGGGCUGUCAAAUCAGAGGAGAAGGCCAAAUAUGAUGCCAUUUUUGACAGCCUUAACCCUGUGAGUGGGUUAUUAUCUGGUGAGAAGGUGAAGCCGGUGCUGCUCAACUCCAAGCUGCCUGUGGAUAUCCUUGGGAGAGUUUGGGAGUUAAGUGAUAUUGACCAUGAUGGAAUGCUGGACAGAGAUGAGUUUGCCGUCGCCAUGUUUUUGGUAUACUGUGCCUUGGAGAAAGAACCUGUGCCAAUGUCCUUGCCGCCAGCCUUGGUGCCACCUUCAAAGAGAAAAAUGGUCAGUACCUCAGCCUCCAAGCGAUCGAUGCCUUCCAUAGCACCUGCCAGGGACCCAUGCCGAGCGUCACCUCCAAUAGGUGUCUUACCUACCAGAGCAGUAACACAGUGGGUCAUAUCACCUGCAGAAAAGGCAAAAUAUGACGAGAUAUUCCUGAAGACUGAUAAGGACAUGGAUGGCUUUGUGUCUGGGUUUGAGGUCCGAGAGAUUUUCCUCAAGACAGGAUUAUCAUCUGCUUUACUAGCACAUAUCUGGGCACUAUGCGAUACAAAGGACUGUGGGAAGCUUUCCAAGGAACAGUUUGCCCUGGCUUUUCACUUCAUUAAUCAGAAGUUAACCAAGGGCAUCGAUCCUCCUCAGAUUCUUUCUGCUGAGAUGAUCCCACCGUCAGAUAGGGCCGGUUUGCAGAAGAGCUUUGUAGGCUCGAGUCCAGUGGCUGAUUUUUCUGCUAUUAAGGAGCUCGAUUCCCUGAACAACGAAAUAAUGGAUCUGCAGAGGGAAAAGAACAACGUGGAGCAGGAUCUCAAGGAGAAGGAAGAGCACAUCAGACAGAGGACCAGCGAGGUCCAGGACCUUCAAGAUGAAGUCCAGAGGGAGAGCUCCAACCUGCAGAAGCUGCAGGCCCAGAAGCAGGAGGUGCAGGAGAUCCUGAGUGGGCUGGAUGAGCAGAAGGCCACACUGGAGGAGCAGCUGAACGAUGUCAGACAGCAGUGUGCCCAGGAGGCCCACCUGAUUUCCUCUCUGAAAGCUGAAUUAACAAGCCAGGAAUCUCAGAUCUCCACUUACGAAGAGGAGCUGACCAAGGCCCGAGAGGAGCUGAGCCGCCUGCAGCGUGAGACGGCUGAGCUAGAGGAGAGUGUGGAGGCGGGCAGGGCCCAGCUGGGCCCCCUGCAGCAGCAUCUGCAGGAGUCGCAGCAGGAAGUCACCUCGAUGCAGGUCAGACUGACUGAGAUGAGGGAGCUGGACAACCCCAGCAGUCAGGAGAGCUGGCUCAGGAGCCCCCAUGGCAGCCUGGUCAACGGUGCCACCGAGUACUGUAGCCUCAGCAACAGCAGCAGCGAGACGGCCAACCUCCACGAGCACUUAGACACCCCGAGCACCCUGGAGACGGAGCCAGUGGCCCAGGAGUCUCCGGUCAGAAGCAGUCCUGAAGUUCCUUCCUCUGAGGUAGCCAACGAGAAGGAAGGGGAGACUCCCACAGUACCUGAAAAAGAAGAUUUCUUUAAUUUAGACUCGAGCUCCCUGUCUGAUACUGCUGUGGAACCGAACCUGGAUUUCUUCCAGUCGGACCCUUUCGUUGGUCGGGACCCUUUCAAGGAUGAUCCUUUUGGGAAAAUAGAUCCGUUUGGAGGUGACCCCUUCAAAGGGUCAGACCCAUUUGCCGCCGACUGUUUCUUCAAGCCAUCUGUGACUGAUCUUUUUGCUUCCUCGGAUCUUGACCCCUUCUCUGCAGCCAGCAGCGGCAGUGAUCCCUCGAUAGAGACUCUGAAGGACAACGACCCUUUUGCCCCUGGUGGAACAGUUGUUGCCGCAGCAAGUGAUCCAGCUGUGGACCCCUUUACAUCCGUGUUUGGAAGUGAUUCCUGUGAAGUUGGAUUCGCUGACUUCAGCACCCUGGCCCAGGACAACAACGAAGACCCAUUCACCCCGGUCUCAUUCAGCUCUAGUGACAACGUGACUGCGACUCAGAAUGUGUUUGAGGAGCCCCCUCCAGUCAGAGAUGAAGACAUACCCCCUGCUCUGCCCCCCAAAACCGGGACACCGACACGGCCCUGCCCUCCCCCACCUGGGAAAAGAUCUCUCAGCCAAUUGGACUCUUCCGAUUCCUUAAAACUGAAUGACCCAUUUCAGCCUAUCGCAGGCAAUGAUAGCCCCACAGAGAAAGCUCUCGAUCUGUACCGCGGCCCGCACACCACUGCUUCCGCCACCACUGCCCAUAACGAGCCUGCCCCAAGCUGCGGUGCUAACGUCAGCGGUCAGUACCCAACUGAAGAAGAUAUGAUCGAAUGGGCGAAGAGGGAGAGUGAGAGGGAGGAGAAAGAGAGACUUGCUAGGCUAAACCAGCAGGAGCAAGAAGACUUGGAGCUGGCCAUCGCCCUGAGUAAAUCGGAGAUAUCGGAAGCAUGAAAGGCUAGGGCAACGCUGCCAGCAGCAUUCUUCCUCCUGGAAAUGAUUAUUGGAAGUCACCUGUGAGCAUGAGACUGACUAGCAAAGGUCUUCAAUUCCUGUGGGUUGGGUCGGCUCUUCUUGUCACAUGGCAGACUUUAGCAUUUUAUGCUGUACCUGAAAUCUGGCAGCAUUCACCUGGGUGGCUUUGAAAGGGUCAGAUCUGAACCCUAGAACAUGCCCUUUCCCAUAACUCGGAGAUGAGCUGCCCUUUUGGCCGCUUCCAGCCUUUGUCCUCAACAAAGCAAGGGGCUCCUAGGGCCGCCGUGGUCUGAAGGAGGUGGGCUGGGCAAUGCCUCCUGUUGUUGGAGGACCAGCCUGCUACUGCACAUAGUGAUAUGGAAGGUGAACCUGCAUGCUUCCAUUUCCUUCUUAUAAAAGUAAUGGUCGGCUUUGGUUUUCCUCUGGACCAGGGGAGGGCCUUGCUUAGCUAGAUUCAUACCCUGGACAAGGAAUGGUUGGUAGCCAGGGGGCAUGACUUCAGAUUGGCUCUGUUCCAAAAUGCUUAUGUGGGAAAUAGGUCAAAAGCCCUGCUUCAGAUCAUCAGAGACCUCCCUCUCCAUGUUUGUAACAACAAACCACAGAUGGUGGAGAAAGACCAACGUUUUGAGAGGUUACCCCAUCCAUCAGUUCUGAGCAGAAACCUUAAUUAACAUGGUGAUAAUUCUCCCCUUCCCAGGACACGCACCAUUGGCUCUGGUUCAUCACAGGUUUUCGUAACCUGUACCUUUGGCCAGGAGCUUGAGUAAGCCAGGGCUAUUAAGAUACUUUAUCAUCUGUGUACAAAUGUUUUCUUCCGUGAAAGUUCCACUUGACUUGCCAUGGAGGUACAAUGGGCCAAGGCAAUCUAUCUCAUUAAAAGCUUGGUGAGACUUGGAGGGAGUUUGGUUAGCUCUCCUCUCCUCUAAUGAUUUCUCUGAGAAGAGCUGGUGAGGCCAGCAGGGGUUGUCUGCAGCUCAGCUAGCCACAAGGACCCAGCCCUUCCCGAUGGGAAGCAAGGUCCCCAGGCCCAUCCCAGGUGACAGCAGUUCUGCCCUAAGGCGCUCUGUAGACUCUGACAGAAAGAUGGAAUAACUUUUGGCUUCUUUUUGUAACAACUUAUUAACUGUUCAUGUCACAUAUCAAAGGCCAAGAUACAAAAAUGGCGCCUGAGACCCAUGUUACAUUCCCAGUAGCCCCCCAGGUCAAGUGUUCAUGGAAGUGGCUCAUUGCCUCCCUGUGUAUUUCAUCCACUUGUUAAAAGACCUGCUUUAGCUUAAUUUUGGAGCUGCCCCGAUCCCCAGUGGUUCCCCUAGCCCCAACACAAUUGGACUGUAGUGAGGCCAUAUCUGCUUUGUAAAUAGAAUUGUUUCCAGGUCAAAUCCUCAGCUGAAAUGAGAACCGUUGGCCCCUCCCAAGGCUCGGAGCUCCCCACUGGCCCCAAAGGUCUUUAAGGAGGGUGGCUUUAGGCUGGUGGUGAGUGCUUCCCCUCCCCCCUUUGUUAUUUCAGGAAAACAGGUAAGCUGACUUGAACAACCUUCUUUUGCACUGGGAAAAUGAGCAGCGUUACAGCUGCUCAACCAAUAGGAACCUUUGGCAAGUAUUCAAUCCCUCUGGUGUGUCUAUACCAACUUUGAUGUCUUCUGUGUACACUAAUCUGCCAUGUUUAACUGGACUACAUCGACUCUGAGCUUUUGUUUUAAAACAUACACUCAGUGGACCAAUAUGCUAUUAAAAGUGUAUAUAUUCUCUGUGUGUGCGUGUGUGUGUGCGCGUGUGUAUGUGUGUGUGUGUUCCUGCUCUCACAUCUGGUAGUAAAAUCUGGGCAUCUCCUGGCGGUCACUUCCAGCUUCUUGACUCUUGCUCUGAUGCCCACCAUACUUGAAGGCAAGAUCGGCCCCAAUGGGCACAGGGCAGUGGUGUUUCAGGUGUGCUUAGGCUCUCUUUAUAGGAUUUCCUCCCUUGUCUCCAAACUUCUAAACAAUAGCUUGUAAUUAUGAGGAAAUAAACUUUAAAUAUAUAAC
This is a messenger RNA of Trichosurus vulpecula (common brushtail), 4966 nucleotides long. RefSeq names its product epidermal growth factor receptor pathway substrate 15 (gene EPS15). The transcript is spliced from 25 exons. Gene Ontology annotation, cellular component: plasma membrane; clathrin coat of coated pit; cytoplasm. The coding region runs from base 147 to 2924 and encodes 925 amino acids. Gene Ontology annotation, molecular function: calcium ion binding; cadherin binding. Gene Ontology annotation, biological process: endocytosis; endosomal transport. The record is from RefSeq and is a predicted model, not a curated record. Lineage: Eukaryota; Metazoa; Chordata; Mammalia; Diprotodontia; Phalangeridae.